GGACCUAUGUUACCGACAUACGUCGGCCAUUUUGUCAAUAAUAUUGUAAAGUUUAAAAAAAUCUGUUACGCUUUUUAUUAGCCGUUUUUCAGGUUAUGACUGUUUGAUGUGAUACACUAUUUAUUAAAUAAAUUAUUUAAAAAUGAAUAAAGGUGACCAACCUACUUUUGAAAACAAAGAUGAAGAGGUGCUCUAUUGGAGAAGCCUAGCCACACAAUACUUUGAUGAUAUCGAUCGAAUACAGAAAGAAUCUGAUGAAUUCAUCAGUGAAUCACAACAACUGGAGCGCGAAUAUGAGGCGACAAUAGAACAGAACGAAAAGAAAAUAAAAGAACUAACCUUAGCUAACAACAGAGCGUAUAAUGAAAUUGAAACCAUAAGGGUAAAGUUGGACCAGAGCAAUAAACACACUGUAUCUCUCCAAACUCAAAUCGAAAACCUAUCCAAGGAGAAAACGGACAUGGCGCGAUAUAUCCGAGAACUCGAACAGAAAAACGACGACCUGGAAAGGUCACGACGGAUCGUCGAGGAGAGCAUUUCCGGCAUCGAAGCAGCGUUCCACAACGCAAUUGAACGAAACGCAAUCCUCGAGUCCGAAAUCGACGAAAAAGAAGGUCUUAAAGAGAAACUGCAGCGGUUAGCUGAUGAAACGAGAGAUCUAAAACAAGAGCUCUUGGUUAAAGAGCGAUGUCAAGAAAACGAACGACCCGUGAAUGGAUACAAGCCGGUGUCCAUUGUUGAUUCCAACAGGCUUAAAGAAAUUGAAACCCAAACGACGCCCAUUAAAAAAGAUCAGCUACCAUAUCAAGCGCCCAUAACACCGGCGUCUCGUGUAAUGGCCUUAAACAUCGUAAGCGACCUCAUCCGAAAAGUCGGGUUGUCUCGUUUCCUUUGUUCACAAUGCGGCCGGUAUAAAUGUACAGUUUGCCCGCCAUCUGCCGUUAAUCCCACCAAUAACACACCGAGGGUCUAGAGCGCCGACUGGAAAAAAGCCGAUUCGAUUACCGAGACAUCGGUUCGAAUGAUCUCAGGUAAACGCCAAAACGCGCCGGUUUGUGCUAAUCGGUGACGUUUCAGGAGUCGACAUUCGGCCAAAAAUAGUCCCGCUCCGAGCAUCCAAGGCCUGUCCAAAUGAGAGUAAAGGUUUGAUCCCGAGGGUUUUCGAAUCGGGAACCACAUAUAGUAAAAGUAAUCAGUGUUUUAGGUACGUCUGGCUUAAAAACAAAACUCUCUCAUUGUCCAGUAUUAUGUUUGUUCUGUAGCUUUUUUUUGUUCAACUUGUAUUAAAUACGGUGGAAAAAGUGAUCUUUGUCAGUGCUUCGUGAUAUUAUUUUAAGUCAGGAGUUCCUUUAACAUUCUGUAAAUAAUUUUGGUGAUAAUUUUUCUAGAUAGGUGAUGUUUUUCGCUUAAAGCAACUAUUCCUUUAAUAUAUGUAAAUAUUAUCGUGAAUAACCGUGUGACUGGGUUCAUCUUUCAAACUUGUUUACGUCUCGAGCUGACGUAAAUUAAGGUUUCGUUGCUGCCUUUCAUUCAAAAAUAAUAUAUUUUUUCACAUAUUUAAUAUUGAGUAGAGUAAUUUAAAACGGGUUUUGCGUUUUACUAGUUUGCCGUUUUUUGUAAUAAUUUAUUCAAUCCAAUCACUAAUAAUUAGGUACAAAUUUUAUAUUUUUAAUGCAUAUUCCAUAAGUUAAGGUGCAAAUAUUUAUUACUGUAUCAUAGAUGAAAAUAAACAUUUAAAGUAA
This is a messenger RNA of Zophobas morio, 1742 nucleotides long. RefSeq names its product nuclear distribution protein nudE-like 1 (gene nudE). Gene Ontology annotation, cellular component: kinesin complex; centrosome; kinetochore. The coding region runs from base 143 to 973 and encodes 276 amino acids. NCBI's taxonomy places the organism in Eukaryota, Metazoa, Arthropoda, Insecta, Coleoptera, Tenebrionidae. Gene Ontology annotation, biological process: microtubule nucleation; cell migration; centrosome localization. The transcript is spliced from 8 exons. The record is from RefSeq and is a predicted model, not a curated record. Gene Ontology annotation, molecular function: microtubule binding.